Molecule: messenger RNA, 3836 nt
Organism: Xyrauchen texanus (razorback sucker)
Lineage: Eukaryota; Metazoa; Chordata; Actinopteri; Cypriniformes; Catostomidae
Product: ephrin-B1-like
Exons: 5
Coding region: 203-1180 (325 amino acids)
Biological process (GO): axon guidance; ephrin receptor signaling pathway
Cellular component (GO): plasma membrane
Molecular function (GO): ephrin receptor binding
Source: RefSeq, a predicted model, not a curated record
UGGACUAAACGAACAUGAGUUCACUGGAGUUUGAUGGAUGAACGGACACAUGCGAUAUACAGAGUAAUUGAGUUUUACACACCAGCGAUGAGUCUUUACAAACAUUAUAUGACUGUGACGCCUCGGGAUUACUGGAUUAUAUACUAGAACACACAACUCAUUUAAUUCCUUCAGUAAUCAUAUUUGUGCGGUGUUAUUCGUCAUGGCUGGACACGGAUGGUUGAAAUAUUAUCUAUGGAUUAAUAUCUUCACCUACAGGUUUAUAUUCGCAUCAUCCAUAUCACUGGAGACCAUCAUCUGGAGCUCUCAAAACCUCAAGUUCCAGAAGGCUAAAGGUCUGGCGAUUUAUCCUGAUAUCGGGGACAAGUUGGAUAUUAUCUGUCCAAAAGCAGACCUGAGCCAGCCUUACGAGUAUUAUAAACUUUAUCUGGUGAAGAAAGAUCAGGCGGAGGACUGCAGUACUGUUCUGGAUCCAAAUGUGCUGGUCAACUGCAACAAACCAGAGAUGGACAUCAAAUUCACCAUCAAAUUUCAGGAGUUCAGUCCAAACUACAUGGGCCUGGAGUUCAAGAAGAACAUCGAUUACUACAUCACCUCCACAUCUAAUGGCUCUUUGGAAGGACUGGAGAAUCGUGAGGGAGGAGUCUGCAAAACUCGCUCUAUGAAGGUUAUCAUGAAGGUUGGACAGGACCCAAGUGCAGUAGCACCAGUGUCACAGCAGACUGAACGGCCCAUGCUUGAAGCAGGUGCGGAUGUUUCCUCUGACACAGACCACGACAGACCACGGGGAGCAGCAAACACUGAAAUGAUUAAUCAGAUUCCCAGUGACAGUGAUGACAGCAUUCUGGGCUCAAAGAUUGCCAUGUUCUCCGCCAUCGGUGCUGGUUGCGUCAUCUUCCUAAUCCUCAUAAUUUUUCUGGUCAUUCUGCUCAUCAAGAUUCGCAAGCGCUCACGGAAGCCUACGCAGCCCCGAUCAACCUCCCUGAUGCUCAGCACCCUCACCAGCCCCAAGAUGAUGGGCAACGCCAGCUCCGAGCCCAGUAACAUCAUCAUCCCAUUACAGACAGAAAACAAUUACUGCCCACACUAUGAGAAAGACAGCGGCGAUUACGGUCAUCCGGUCUAUAUCGUACAGGAAAUGCCUCCGCAGAGUCCGACCAACAUCUACUACAAGGUAUGAAGCUUCAUGAGAGCUGUUGGACAUUGUUUUUAUUGCACUGACUCUCUGAUAUGGAGACGUUCUCAAUCAUUCACCAGAACAGAAAUAAUGGACUGAGAACCACAGGACAAAACAGAGAGAGGGACAGUUUUGUGGGAGCCUGUAACCUCAGACUUUCGCUCUGUGUGUCUCUCUUUCUCUUAUAUUUUAGUUUUAUUACAAUAACAAUUUUUUUUUUUGCACAUUUGUGUGAAUGCAAUGCAUUUAAAAUCUCCUGGAACAAUCGAAAUGGAGUUUCCUGCAUAUUGAGCAACCAGAAGAGCGUUUUCCAUUCCUACCAGAUCCUUUGGUUUCAAACAAUUCCUCAGGUGUAAAUUCAGACUUUUCACACUCAGGUAACAGGGCACAAGAUGACAAAUAAUGGCGAUUGUCCCCCUUCUUACAACAAAAAUUUGCCUUACUAGUUUUAAACAGAUUUUUGCUGUUUCUCAUAGAGAUUCAUUUGCAGUUUUGCUUCAGGCUUCAGUUGUAUAGAGUGUGUAUUGUAUGUAAUGAACAUUUGUCGAUGUCGCUUUAACCUCUGUGUUUUAUUGUGUAUAAUGUUCAUUUGGCCCUUGUGCUAAACCAGCGGUUACUGCACAUGUUAAUGCAGGCCGAGGAGAGAUACGGACAUGUGGAGGGUAAAGGGGCAGUUCAUCCAAAAAUCAUAAUUUCUCACCAAUCCUAUAUGACUUUGUUUCUUACGUGAAAUAUAAAAAGAAAAAUUGCCAGGCUGCACUUUUCCAAACAUUGAAAUUGAAUGGAGACUGGGGCCGCUAAUAUCCAAAAAAAAGGCCCCAUUAAAAUAUUGUAAAACUGCUAUAUUUGACAGCUUUGUGUGAUGAAAAGACAGAAACUAAAGUCAUUGUUUACCAAAAAAGCAGUUCUCACAUCAAAUAUGCUUCCACAUCAGGUUUGAGUAAUGGCACAACAAUAUUUGAUGCGUGAGGUACUGUAUUGCUGUGAAUAACGAUUUUCAUUUCGAGCUCACACAAAGCUGUUGUAUCACUGAGGAAAUGUGCAAAUGUGGAAUGAACUACUUUUAUCAUAUCUUAAUGUUGAUUCUUUUUUUGUCAUUUUGGAGCUUUAUAACUCCAGUCCUAAUUCACUUUCUUUAAAUAAAAAUUUAUAAAUGACAUAUAAAUGACGAAAUGAUGAUAAAAUAAACUGUUCCUUUGAUGCAUCUUGGUUUUCAAUAACAUCUAUUUAUUGCAAGUAUUUGACUGGAAAAUGAGGAUUUGUGUUGAAGUGCACUUUUACAGUUUUGGCUGCGGUAGAUAUAUCUGUGUCUAUCAGUGAGCUGGACUGCAGAAUGUUAUUUGCACAUGAGAGUGAUGACAUAAUUAUUCAUGAAAAAACACAUCCCAAACAAGUCAGUCACGAUAUAUACACCAUCACUCUGUUAUAAAACGACUCGUAUAAUACAUACAGUAUAUACCGUGCCCACUCCAAAUAUAAAUAUGUAGAGAAAUGUCUUUCUGUCUUAGUUCUUUGGUUAAACUUGUCAUUAAUGUGAUACUCGUUACAAUUAUUGUGUUCAUAGUGUAAGAUUUUGGUCUCUGGACAAAGGUCAACAAUCUAGUCCAAUAAUAGAGAGAGAGAGAAAUACAUUUCUUCAUAUUAUUUCUUCAUCAGUGUUUAUUUUUGUCCAGAGGGAUCUUCUGUGCACAUUAAAGUGUAGAUUUUCAGUGUUCUUGCUUGUUAAAGGUUUUCAUUUCAUAAGGAAUGAGAAUUUCAUUUGAAAUCGUGUCUUGUCCAUGUUAUUAACAGUCUGGCAAAUGGAGAGAACUAUACAGUAUACGUAGAGGGAGGAUUCAAGCAAUAGUAUGUACAUAUGUGGAUAAAUGUAAAGAAAAAAGUGAUCAUUUUCACCUGAGACCCGUUUAUGAAUCUGGAAUUUUGUAAUGCAAAUUUUUUUUUCAAAGAUUUUCAAUAAUAACAUUUUGUAUAAAUGGCAUUUUUUUCCUUUCCAUAUUCUCCUAAAAGACCGCUAACAGCACAUCAGGUCAAUUGAAUUACACAAACUGUACUGCAUAUCAUUUUAUUGUAGCAUGUGAUGGUUGAUAUCAUUUUGAUUUCAAAGCGUGUAUGAGUUCAUUAUUUCAAUAUCAUUGUUCCUCUGCAGGUGGCUUCUGGGCUACAGGAAUAACACUUUUUUUCUCAGUGAAUGCAAUAGUAGUUUGCAAAUAAUAGUUUGUUGUCUGUCAGUUUUGAUGCUAAAAAACAUUUUCAAUUGAUUUGCCAACACAUUAAAUAGUCAAACAUACAGGUGAAAUUCUGUCCCUUACGUUUACAUAUUUUGUCCUUCACAAUUGAUCAUAUUUUGUCUUUUCCAAAGCAGUUAGUGAAGUGAUUUGAUUAUUUUCAUUGUUUCAAGUGUUCAUUAGAAUGAACACUUGAAAUGUUGUUUUAAGGAAUGUCUUGUAAAAAGCUACAUUUCAUGUUUAACACAAAGCACUCUAAAUUCAUUGAACAUUUGUCAAAAAUCUCUGUCCUCUUUAUUUUACGCUUGUUUCAGUUGAUUUUUUUCAUGCUUUGAAUGGAGACAAGUUUUGAAAUAUGAUAUUGCUUAUUGACCAAUACAUUUUUCCCAUGGAAUUCUGUUCUGCCUUUUCUCACUUUACCUGUUUGCACAAUA